Messenger RNA from Paramuricea clavata, 352 nucleotides. NCBI's taxonomy places the organism in Eukaryota, Metazoa, Cnidaria, Anthozoa, Malacalcyonacea, Plexauridae. The record is from the annotation of a GenBank genome assembly.
AUGGCGGAAAAUGCCAAGGGGAAAACCGCAGCUACAACUUCAUUGAAUUCAAAUUCGUCGAAUAUUCGAUGCUAUGCUCAUUUACAAAAUGUUGUUGGCGACAUUAUACCUUUCAAAGACUCAACCUGGUCUACUUACUUACGUUGUGUUGGAAUUUGGAAAGAACUGGUUGGAAAUCAAGCUGAAAUAGCAAGAUGUUUUGUAAAAGACCAUGGCAGUGAUUCCUGUCUCGAUGAAAUAGCAAUACCUGAGGAUGGUGGGUAUCAUAGAAAGUGUUACAAUUAUUUUACGGAUUCUUCCAAACAAGCACGAGCAGUAAAAAAGAAAGAGAAGGAGGACAUGUCCUGUAAAG